Drosophila arizonae is the source of this 1071-nucleotide messenger RNA. Its product is annotated as protein arginine N-methyltransferase 1-like. The record is from RefSeq and is a predicted model, not a curated record. Gene Ontology annotation, biological process: chromatin remodeling; peptidyl-arginine methylation, to asymmetrical-dimethyl arginine. Lineage: Eukaryota; Metazoa; Arthropoda; Insecta; Diptera; Drosophilidae. Gene Ontology annotation, molecular function: protein-arginine omega-N monomethyltransferase activity; protein-arginine omega-N asymmetric methyltransferase activity; histone methyltransferase activity. Gene Ontology annotation, cellular component: nucleus.
CAACACGGAUGUUCAAUUGAAAUGCAAUUUCUGGAAUUUUGAAUGCGAAUAUGCUAACAGAUGGCAAUGGAAAACUUGCAGUAGAGGAAAUCUCUGCGACGACCUAUGCAGAGUUUCUGCAAGGGCACGAGGGUAUCCUGCGCGACGAGGUGACCAUGCUGGGCUUCAAGGCGGCCAUCGAAGCCAACGCGGAGCUCUUUCGUCAGGCCACGGUGCUCGAGGUGGGCUGCGGCAGUGGCUGUCUCUCCCUGUGGGCAGCCCAGCAGGGCGCGGCCAAGGUCAUUGCCGUGGAGUCGAGCGCCGUCUGCCAAGUGGCGCGUCAGCUGGUGCGCCACAAUCGGUUGGAGCACGUGAUCGAGGUGAUCCAGGGAAAUGUGCAGCAGCUGCAGCUGCCCCCCGUCGACAUCAUCGUCUCCAAGUGGAUGGGCGCCUGUCUGAUGUACAGCUCCACCCUGGAGGCUGUGAUCUAUGCCCGGGACAAGUGGCUCAAGCCGGGCGGCCGCAUCUUCCCGCAGCUGGCCAAUCUCUAUAUGGCCAUAGCCGAGCAACCCGAGAAGCAGCCAUCUAUGUCAGACUAUUGGACCCGUUACUCCGGCCUGGAUUUGCAUCUGGCCUGGCGCAUCGUCCAGCAAACACCUGUCAUCGAUUGCCUGGACGCCACCCAGGUGCUCACCCAACGGCAGCUGCUGCGCCGCUUCGACCUGAGCACGCUCAGCCUCCACGAGCUGAGCUUCACUGUGCCCUUCCGGCUGUUCAGCUUGCGCCAGUCCCUGGCCAAAUGGUUUCUGCUCUACUUUGACUUUCAGUUCCCCAAGCUGAAGCCAAUCACCACGAGCCCGAAUGCCCCGCCCACCCAAUGGAAGCAGACGCUCUUCCACAUCGACGCCCAUCUGCCGCUCUGCAUUCGAGAUUCUGUGAAGGGCCAAUUCCAGGUGAAACGCGCCCUACGUCACCUGGACUUUGACAUCGAUUGGAGCUUCCAGAACAAACUAGUUCACAUUCCCAUGCAUAAACAAAUCUAUCGCAUGCAGGGCAAACCGAAUGAUAUAUAGCCGAUAUUGGAUAUCGAGA